Messenger RNA from Spathaspora passalidarum NRRL Y-27907, 936 nucleotides. RefSeq names its product porin (gene POR1). The transcript has a single exon. The coding region runs from base 47 to 895 and encodes 282 amino acids. Gene Ontology annotation, biological process: monoatomic anion transmembrane transport. Gene Ontology annotation, molecular function: voltage-gated monoatomic anion channel activity. NCBI's taxonomy places the organism in Eukaryota, Fungi, Ascomycota, Pichiomycetes, Serinales, Debaryomycetaceae. The record is from RefSeq and is a predicted model, not a curated record. Gene Ontology annotation, cellular component: mitochondrial outer membrane.
UUAACUACUCCCACUAGUCAAUUCCUUUUUAUUACAAUCCCCAACAAUGGCUCCAGUUGCAUACUCCGAUCUUUCUAAAUCUUCUAACGAUUUAAUCAACAAGGAUUUCUACCAUUUAUCCACUGCUGCAGUUGACGUCAAGUCCGUUGCUCCAAAUGGUGUUACCUUCACCGUCAAGGGUAAGACCACCAAGGAUGACACCAUUGCCGCUUCCGUUGACGCUAAGUACGUUGACAAGGCUACCGGUUUAACCUUAACCCAAGGCUGGAACAAUGCUAACGCUUUAAACACCAAGUUUGAAUUGUCCGAAUUGUUGACUCCUGGCUUAAAGGGGGAAUUGGAAACUUCUGUCGUUCCAAACGGUACCAGAGGUGCUAAGUUGAACUUCUUCUACCAACAAUCCGCUGUCAAUGCCAGAUUAUUCUUUGACUUGUUAAAGGGUCCAAUUGCCACUGCUGAUUUAGUUGUUGCCCACGAUGGUUUCACUGCCGGUGCCGAAUUAGGUUACGAUAUCUCUUCUGCCAAGGUUAACAAGUACUCUGUCGGUCUUGGUUACGCUAACUUGGACUACUCCUUAGCUGCCACCGCUACCUCCAACUUAUCUGUCUUCUCUGCUGCUUACUUCCACAGAGUCUCUCCAUUUGUUGAAGUUGGUGCCAAGACUACUUGGGAUUCCGUCAAGUCUUCUAACGUCAACGUUGAAUUCGCCACCAAGUACGCUUUAGACAGAUCUUCCACCAUCAAGGCUAAGAUUGCUGACUCUGGUUUAACUGCCUUAUCUUACACCCAAGAAUUAAGACCAGGUGUUAAGUUAGGUUUGGGUGCUUCUUUCGAUGCCCUCAAGUUGUCUGAACCAGUCCACAAGUUAGGUUUCUCCUUAUCUUUCACUGCUUAGGUUGUUUUUAUAUAAGUUAAAAAUAUACAUUAAACAAUUGU